ACCAAUUACUCCAAACUAACCAAUCAAAAACCAAUUUAAUUGACGUGGCAAUCAAACAUUGGUCAGUUUUCCGUUUGAAAGUCCUGGGUAACUUCCACAUGAAUUUCGCACCUCUUCGUCAUCUUCACGCUGAGUCACAACAACAACAACUUCUCCUCUGUUUAUAUCUCUCUCUCUCUCUAAAACGCCUCACUUUCUCUCUCCUCCACCACCCACUUAAAAGAAGCCCUUUUCUUUGAUUUGUUUCUUUCUCGAGAAAAGCCAUGUCGAGGGAAGAUUUGGAGAGCAGGGGAGUGAAAAUCAGUGGUGGGAACAACAACGCCAGUUCUGUUUCUUCGUAUGUGAUUGAAGAGAGAGAUGCACAGUGGACAUCAUGGUUGAUCCCUAUGUUUGUUGUUGUCAACGUUGCUUUGUUCGUUGUCGCUAUGUACAUCAACGAUUGUCCUAAACACAAAUUGGGAACUGAUGGCAAAUGCGUCGCGAGGUUUCUCGGCCGGCUUUCUUUUCAACCCUUGAAUGAAAAUCCUCUCUUUGGUCCUUCUUCUUCAACGUUGGAGAAGUUGGGAGCUCUUGAGUGGACGAAAGUGGUGCACAAACACCAAGCAUGGAGGCUUAUCACUUGUAUCUGGGUACAUGCUGGUAUUAUUCAUCUGCUUGUGAACAUGUUGUGCCUGGUCUUUAUUGGAAUUCGCCUUGAACAACAGUUUGGCUUUGUUCGUAUUGGAAUCAUCUACCUGUUAUCAGGAUUCGGUGGGAGCAUACUUUCCGCUUUGUUCCUUCAAAAGAGCAUUUCCGUUGGUGCUUCUGGUGCUCUUUUUGGUCUUCUUGGAGCAAUGCUUUCAGAGCUUAUUACCAACUGGACUAUUUAUACCAACAAGGUUGCAGCGCUCUUAACAUUAAUUGUCAUUGUAGUUAUCAACCUAGGUAUUGGAAUUCUGCCGCAUGUUGAUAAUUUUGCCCAUAUUGGUGGAUUCGUCUCGGGUUUUUUCCUAGGCUUUAUUUUGUUGCUUCGUCCUCAGUAUGGAUGGGUAACGCGUCGGAAUCUUCCAGUUGAGGUCCGUGUCUCAUACAAU
Molecule: messenger RNA, 1073 nt
Organism: Camellia sinensis
Lineage: Eukaryota; Viridiplantae; Streptophyta; Magnoliopsida; Ericales; Theaceae
Source: RefSeq, a predicted model, not a curated record